GCGAUUCGGUGUUCUGCGAGGAGCGGUACUGCUACCAGAAUGUCUACACUUCUACUGGCGAGCUUGAUGAAGAAAAAACCUGGAUGGGCACUCCCACCUGCAGCACUGAUGCAGAAGGAUGUCCAUGCAACUCGCAAUGGGAGGUGCAAUGUGAAAGUUUUGGCAUCAAGUAUUGCGAGCACAAGGAUGCCGGCUGCUUCGACGAGGUCACGUGCGACGCCGAUGAGCUCACAUGCAAGGAUCAGUUCUCCAGCUGGUGCAUGCCGAAAUCCUCGGGCGGCUGCCCAGUGAUUUGCAACAGCACGGAAGUCUGGUGCUACCGCUGGCAGUACACUCCGAAUGGCGAGCGCGACUACUCGCAGGAGCACGAGGAGUUCUGCGCUCCUGAGAGCACCGGCUGCCCCUGCGAUCGCCAGUUUGAGACGAAGUGCACUGAUCCCGAGUACGGAAACAGCUGGUGCCAGCCUGUGAGCGAGAACUGCCCGCUCUUCUGUCGGGAUGAUGAGCAGGACUGCUACCAGGUCCAGUAUGGAAGCGACGGAUACCCGAACUUCGAGCUGCCCUUCGGCCAGUCCUGCCAGCCAGCCAACUCGUCCUGUCCUUGCGAUCCGGUUCACGAGGAAAUGUGCCAGGACCUUUAUGGAAGCUGGUGUCAGAGCAAGGUCUACGGAUCAUGCCCUGUGCAUUGCACAGAGGACCAGAUCACCUGCUGGGUAACGCCAUAUGACGAUACGGGCCGGCCCGACUGGACUGGGGUGUGGACGGAGGUUUGCGCCGACGAGAUGGUAGGCUGCCCCUGCAACAGCCAGUGGGAGCGAUCCUGCACCUACCAGGGGGAGAAGUUCUGCAUCCCCGUGUCUGAGACCUGUCCGCUGGACUGUGGAGACUUGGGCACCUGCUUCCACUACGGCUCGGGCAAUGAAAGCUGCGCCACACCACAGGGCUGCAACUGCGAGAGUGGUGAGCUGAGAUGCCUGAACCCGGAGACCAGCCUUUACGAGUGCGAGCCCACGGAAUGGUAUGCUGAUGGCCAGUGCCCUCUCCGAUGCAGCGCAGAGGAACAGUACUGUGGCAUCGUGGCUUUUGACACCAGCGGUGCCUGGCAGUGGACAAACGAGUACUGCUUCUCUGGGGAAGAUUGCCCGGUUGUCUGCGAUGAUGCGACUGCCCAGAGGUGCCAAGAUGGUGAAGACAGCUACCACUGCGUGCCCAAAACGGAAUCCUGCCCUGUCUACUGCACUGAAGAGCAGCAGUACUGCUGGGUUGUGAACUUCGACAGCACAACUGGAGAAGUUGUCGGCGCCGGGGAGCAGUGUGUGUCCAAUUCAGAAUCCUGCCCUUGUGGAACGGGCGCCGUGCAGUGCACCAACCCUUUCGAAGCGGACUAUGAGCCGUACUGCACACCCGCAACCGAGGGCUGCCCCCUCUACUGCCACCCCAUCAGGGAGAAGAUGUGCUACCCGAUGUCCUUUACCCCGCAAGGUAUGCCUGAUUGGAACGCGCCAGUCGUGGAGAGCUGCGUCAAUGUCUCCAAGUCAUGUCCGUGCGGCGCCAACGCGCAGAUGUGCAGAUGGGUGGACGAGUUUGGGCAGCAAGAGGAGUUCUGUGAGCCGACCAGCGUCACCUGCCCUGUGACCUGUGGGGCGGAUGAGAAGAAGUGCUUCGUCCUGGACUACGACAAGCGCGGCACCCCUCUGGAGGUUCGCGAGCUUUGUGAGAAAAAGUCCCUGCCUUGCCAGUGCGGCACGAACUCCCAGAGAUGCCACGAUCCAUUUGCCGACGAGUACUUCUGCUACCCACUUUGGGACCUGGACACGAACAGUGCCAUGCGUUGCCCCGUCUACUGCACGGCCGAGCAGGACUGGUGCUUCAUUGAUAGCUUCACUGCUAACGGUGACUGGGCGAGUGUGGAGACGACCUGUGUUCCCCGGGGAGGCUAUUGCGACUGCGCAAAAGGUCAGAACGCUUUCUCGUGCAACCACACGGAGGCUGGGGUGACCUUCACCGAGUGCCUCCCCAUCAAUGGCGGCUACUGCCCUCCCGUCUGCAGCGCUGGCCAAGUUCAGUGUCCUGAAGUGGAUGACUACCGGCCCGAUGGCUUGUGGGCAGGUACGUCGCAGCCCUCGGUGCACUGCGCGGCGAGCAUGGAAGCCUGCCCCUGCGGGAAGAUGGCGAAGAAUUGUGGCGGGGCUAUGGGCUGCAUCUUCAAGGACGAGUCUUGUCCAGUCACCUGCAAAGCGAACGAAAAGAAGUGCUUCGUUUAUGAUUUCGCUGAGAACGAGGAUUACCUUGGCGAGCGCGAAAUCUGUGUGGCCGAAAAUGCCAAAUGCCCGUGUGGCAAGAACACGCGCCGGUGCCCAGGCGACGACCUUUGCUUGCCAACGUCUCAGACGCAGGUGCUGUGCCCUUGCACCGAGUCACAGAAGCAAUGCGACGUGAAAGACUUCACGUCCACAGGCAAAGUCUCGGGAAUCUCCACGCGCUGUGUCAGCCUGAGUACUAAGUGCCCGUGCGGCAACAACACGCUGACUUGCCCAGAUCCAAACGACGCAGAUGCAAACAUCUGCAAUCCGAAAUUCAGCGGUACGCUGCUGAACUCGUGCCCAAGGCCCUGCACGCCCGCUGAUGAAACUGCUGGCAACAAGACUUGCAUCCAGACUCAUCUCACCAUGGCCGGUGAGUUUGCGGCCGAGACAAUCAGCUGCCUGCUGCCGGACAGGUGUGUUCCAGGGCGCAACAUGAAAAAGUGCCCAUCCGGAUCCGUUAUCCCGGCAGGCAAGCAGUGCCAGGACCUUUACAACACUGGAAGCAGCGGCAACUCCACCGCCGUCAGCAGCGGUGAGAAGCAGUCGUCGACAGUGAUCUUGACGCUUGCGACGACCAGUUCGGAUGCUCAAGGCAAGUCCGAGGACGCGCGGGUCCUGCUGAACGCCCAGCUGCAGCUGCCCAGUGGGCUCCAGUCCUCGCUGGCCCUGAAGGGCGGCGCCCGACGCCUCGGUGGCCGGUGGCUCUCGGGGAGCGGCUCCGUACUGUCGUACAGCAUCUCAAAUGCAGGAGCUACAUCUGUCUCACCAUCAGCCGUGGCGGAACAGAUGAAGAAGCAGGUCAAGAGUAGCAGUGCCGGCAUGGUGAACGCCUUGUCUUCCAUGGGAAAUGUGGACACCAAGGCUGGCGUGGCCAUGACCUCCAAGACUCAGCAAGUCAAGUCGCGUGUCGAGGCGGUCCAGGAGAAGACAAAGGCGGCUCUGGGCAUCACGACCCCGACCACCACGACCACGACCACGACCACGACGACCACGACGACAACGACCGCUGCUGGCACAACGUCAACGGAAGGAAGCACAUCGAUGGCUGACGGAAAUGCCACCAGCUCGGAAACUGCUACUAGCUCAACAUCGACAACAAUGUCGACUACAGAGUUCCUCCUCACCAGCAGCUCACCAGACAGACCCGUGCUCAUCGCGAUUCUCUCAACCCUGGCCAUGAUGCUCCUGCAGUAG
Molecule: messenger RNA, 3500 nt
Organism: Symbiodinium natans
Lineage: Eukaryota; Dinophyceae; Suessiales; Symbiodiniaceae
Source: the annotation of a GenBank genome assembly